Trifolium pratense (red clover) is the source of this 1168-nucleotide messenger RNA. Its product is annotated as (+)-neomenthol dehydrogenase-like. The transcript has 6 exons. NCBI's taxonomy places the organism in Eukaryota, Viridiplantae, Streptophyta, Magnoliopsida, Fabales, Fabaceae. Gene Ontology annotation, cellular component: membrane. Bases 118 to 1002 code for a protein of 294 amino acids. The record is from RefSeq and is a predicted model, not a curated record. Gene Ontology annotation, molecular function: oxidoreductase activity, acting on the CH-OH group of donors, NAD or NADP as acceptor.
CGUCGAAGGAAGAAUUUAUGUGUGGUUGCCUAGUAAUUCCAAGAAAAGAAAAUAUCUCAUGUUUAGUAUAUACCAUAACUGAAACGUUGUUGCUAAGUUCAAAUUAAACUAAAAAUCAUGGAAGAACCUACACAAAGGAAUGCAGUGGUGACUGGAGCAAACAAAGGAAUUGGAUUUGAGAUUGUAAGGCAGUUAGCUUCAGCUGGGAUCAAAGUGGUUCUUACAGCAAGAGAUGAGAAAAGAGGUCUUCAAGCUUUGGAAACACUCAAAGCUUCUGGUUUAUCUGACUUUGUUGUUUUUCAUCAACUAGAUGUAGCUGAUGCUGCAAGUGUAGCCUCUCUUGCACAUUUUGUCAAAUCCCAGUUUGGCAAACUUGAUAUUCUUGUUAACAAUGCUGGGAUUAACGGAGUUGAAAUUAAAGACAGUGAUUUAGUCAACCAAAUACUCAUUACGAACGGGGCAGUAUCUGAUGAUGAGUUGAGAAGGGCAGCGACAGAAACAUACGAGUUAGCGAAAGAAUGCAUACAAAUAAAUUAUUAUGGUGCUAAAACAACAUUUGAAUACCUUCUUCCCCUCCUUCAAUUAUCUGAUUCACCAAGAGUAGUCAAUGUUUCAUCAGCACUGAGCAAGAAUUUAUCAAAUGAAUGGGCCAAAGAAAUCUUCAAUGAUGUCGAUAACCUUUCAGAAGAGAAAAUAGAUGAAGUAUUGAAAGAGUUUAUGAAAGAUUUUGAAGAAGGAUCCUUACAAAAAAAAGGUUGGCCUAAGUUUUUUGCUGCCUAUAGUGUUGCUAAAGCUUCUAUGAAUGCCUAUACAACAAUUAUUGCAAAGAAAUAUCCUACUUUCUGCAUCAAUUGUGUUUGUCCUGGUUAUGUCAAAACAGAUAUAACUGCUAAUACUGGUUUGUACACAACAGAAGAAGGUGCUGCUCAUCCUGUUAGGUUAGCACUACUUCCCAAUGGUAGUCCAUCUGGCCUCUUCUAUAACAGAAAUGAAGUCUCUUAAUUGUGAUUGAUAUCAUAUUAUAAAUAUUUGGUAAUUUUAUGUAUUAUGGAUAUGAUUUAAUUCAUCUAUAUUGUGGGUGUAAAUUGUAAUCACAAGAUGAGUAAAAACAUUUGACUUUGAUCAUAAUUAUUUCUGAACUUAUCUUUCAUCUAUCAUAUGUUCACUA